Molecule: messenger RNA, 861 nt
Organism: Ilex paraguariensis (yerba mate)
Lineage: Eukaryota; Viridiplantae; Streptophyta; Magnoliopsida; Aquifoliales; Aquifoliaceae
Source: the annotation of a GenBank genome assembly
AUGGCAUUAUACUAUUAUUCCACAAGGGCCUCAGGAGGAGCUUUCUACUACCAAGUUUGGACAACCAUGGCUUCUUUCCUUCGUUUAUGGAGCUUCACCUUCUUCCUGAUGGUAUGGAUAUUGACGAUCAUCAGCAAAUCUGCCGCCAGUUAUUCACCGGUGUACAAGCCUAGCCCAUGGGCCCUUGCUCAUGCCACGUUUUACGGCGACGAGUCGGCUUCUGCAACCAUGGGAGGAGCUUGUGGUUAUGGAAACUUGUUCAACAACGGUUAUGGAACAGACACAACUGCUCUGAGCUCAACACUGUUCAACAAUGGCUAUGCAUGUGGUACUUGCUACCAGAUAAAGUGUGUUCAGUCAUCUUGGUGCUUUAAAGGCUCACCCUUCAUCACUGUGACCGCCACAAACCUUUGCCCACCCAACUGGUCAGAAGACUCCAACAACGGUGGGUGGUGCAACCCACCUCGAAGUCACUUUGACAUGUCCAAACCUGCAUUCGAAAAGAUUGCACAGUGGAAGGCUGGCAUUGUCCCUGUUAUGUACCGCAGAGUACCAUGCAUCAGGAAAGGUGGACUUCAAUUCUCUUUCCAAGGAAACGGAUACUGGUUGUUGGUGUACGUGAUGAACGUCGCCGGAGGCGGUGAUAUCUCCGGAAUGUGGGUGAAGGGAAGCAGAACAGGGUGGAUAAGCAUGAGCCAAAACUGGGGAGCUUCGUACCAGGCAUUUGCAACUCUGGGUGGCCAAGCUCUUUCUUUCAAAAUUACCUCUUACACAACCAAACAGACUAUCUUAGCUAGGGAUGUUGCCCCUUCAAAUUGGAAUUUUGGAAUGACUUACCAGACAAAUGUCAACUUCCUUUGA